GUUACUCUUAAGAUUGGGAAGUUAGUCACUAGGAAGGCAUGGGCCAUCCCCAACUGGGCCUCCGCGGCCACAGGGGCUGUUGUGCAGGUGGAACAUGGCUGACUAACUGGUCGACCGUUUGUGCUCCCGCAAGACAAUCAAAACCUGCGGCAUUGCCGCCCCAGCAUCAUAUAUUACUCUCCUUGCGUGUGCCUGGUAUAUCAAUCAUCAACCACGAUAUCUCGAUCGUCCACCAUUCAAUGUUCUAAGCGGAGUCUCGUGUUCUUCCACCCCUCCCCCAAGGUCAACAUGUCCUGUCCUUCGCGAACGGCUGCGUUGUGCCACUACGCCGCCGUUCUGCUUCUUUUCCUUUCCUCCCCAGCCUGCACUUUCUCGCUGGCUGCCACCGGCUACGUGAAGUUGAAUUCGAUCGACCAAGCACCGUCACUUGACUCACGAGAUGCCGUGAAGCCGUUUGCGCUACGAACAAUGCCACUGGGAGCUUCAAUCACUUGGGGCUACAAAUCACCCGAUGGCAAUGGGUAUAGGGAACAAUUGAGGAACAACAUGACCGCCGCCGGAUGGGAGGUUAAUAUGGUCGGCAGCAUGCAUCAUGGGACUAUGCAGGAUGAUGACAACGAGGGCCACGUUGGCUUCCGGGUUGAUCAAAUCGCUGAAAAGGCUGAAUUGACAAUACCACAAAAACCAAACCUUAUCCUGAUCAACGCCGGUACGAACGAUGCUCUCCAGCAUCAUAAUGUCUCGACAACCGGUGAGCGCAUGGACCAACUGCUCGACCGUCUUUACGAAGCCAUUCCAAAUACAACAGUUGUGCUGUCGACCCUACUUCCCAAUAAACGCGUCCCAAUUAGCGCGGCCAAUAUUAGUGCGCAGUAUCGCGACAUCGUCGACCGGCGCCAAAAGGCAAACCAGCGCAUCGUUCUUGCAGAUAUGUCACAAGGGGGCAACGCCCUGUCAAAAUCCGAGCUGGUGGACAAUACUCAUCCAAAUGAAGCCGGAUAUACCAAAAUGGCUGAGAUUUGGUGGGGCGCCAUCCAAGAAGCUGAAUCUAAGGGCUAUUUGUCGGCACCUGCAAAUGUUGAUAACGUAAACGACGCGAACGGUGGCAAAACUAGCAGUGACGAUAAGCUGACCGAGGCGGGAAAAAUCACCAUCGGUAUCGUUGUGCCCUUUGGCGUUAUAACCGUCGGAGUUCUUUCAUUCCUUUUUUACCGCCGAUGGCAACGAAGAAAAGAGAGGAAAGGAGAAACCAAUUCCGUUCUUUCCUGACCUAGCCUUUUCUCUGUUUUAUGUAUACCAUUUUCCUGCAUAGCGUUUCCGUUUGGGUUGAGCCUGAUAUUAUACCCUUCAUUUCCGAAUAUUUCAUAGAGUCAUAGACAACUUUUUGUCAUGGGGGCACAUCUGCAUUUUCUUUUCUGUCUCACUGUAUAUUGGAUUUCUUUUCUGAUGAUCUAAAAUAGAUACUGCAUAAUUCCAUGAUAUUGACAUAGCCAA
Messenger RNA from Talaromyces proteolyticus, 1494 nucleotides. Its product is annotated as SGNH hydrolase-type esterase domain-containing protein. The coding region runs from base 289 to 1269 and encodes 326 amino acids. The transcript has 3 exons. The record is from RefSeq and is a predicted model, not a curated record. Gene Ontology annotation, molecular function: phosphatidylcholine lysophospholipase A1 activity. Lineage: Eukaryota; Fungi; Ascomycota; Eurotiomycetes; Eurotiales; Trichocomaceae.